CUCCGCUCCGCGCAGCACCGCGCACCGCUCCGCGGGGGGAAAAAAGGGGGAAAACACCCCGAAAUAAACCAAACUCGCACAGCUUGUCCUCGUUGCUGCAGGAUGAAUUAGGAAGGCAAAGCCUGUUCCUUGAGCCAUGGAGACGAGGGCAUCCUUCAUUGCCAGCAUGAGAGAGACCCAGCACCUCUCCCCAGAGAAGGAUCCCAGCCCAGCCAACGGCGACGGGGAGCAGUUUGAUUCAGAUGAGGGCUCCAGCAUUGAGGACACAGACUUCAACUGGGAUGAGUUCCUGGAGGAAACAGGAGCCAGUGCUGCUCCCCACACCUCCUUCAAACACGUUGAAAUCAGCCUUCAAAGCAGUUUCCAGCCAGGGAUGAAAUUAGAAGUGGCCAACAAGAGCAACCCAGACACAUAUUGGGUGGCUACAAUCAUCACCACCUGUGGGCAGCUCCUGCUGCUCCGUUACUGCGGCUACGGGGACGACCGCAGGGCAGACUUCUGGUGUGAUGUGAUGACAGCAGACCUGCACCCCGUGGGCUGGUGCACGCAGAACAACAAGGUCCUGAUGCCUCCAGAUGCAAUCAAGGAGAAAUACAUGGACUGGACAGAGUUUCUCAUCCAGGAUCUGACCGGUGCCAGGACGGCCCCUGCGAAUUUGCUGGAAGGUCCUCUGCGAGGAAAAAACCCUGUAGACCUCAUUACAGUUGAUUCCUUAAUAGAGCUGCAGGAUUCCCAGAAUCCCUUUCAGUACUGGAUAGUUAGUGUGGUUGAAAAUGUUGGAGGAAGAUUACGCCUUCGCUAUGUGGGAUUGGAGGAGACUGAAUCCUAUGACCAGUGGUUGUUUUACUUGGAUUGCAGACUUCGACCAGUCGGUUGGUGUCAAGAGAAUAAAUACAGAAUGGACCCACCUGCAGAUAUCUGUUCUCUGAAGACUAUAACUGAGUGGAAAUGCGCUCUGGAAAAAUCCCUUAAUGAUGCAGCAAAUUUUCCUCUUCCAAUGGAAGUAUUCAAGGACCAUGCUGAUUUGAGAAACCAUUUCUUCACUGUGGGGAUGAAGCUGGAGGCAGUGAAUAUGAGGGAGCCAUUUCAUAUCUGUCCUGCAUCAGUGACCAAGGUUUUUAACAAUCAUUAUUUACAAGUGACCAUUGAUGACUUGAGACCUGAACCCAGCAAAAUCUCGAUGCUUUGCCAUGCAGAUUCCUUGGGGAUCUUGCCAAUACAGUGGUGCCUUAAAAACGGAGUCAAUCUCACACCUCCCAAGGGUUACUCUGGCCAGGACUUUGACUGGGCAGACUACCAGAAGCAGUGUGGAGCCGAAGCAGCACCUCACCUGUGCUUUAGAAAUACAUCCUUCAGCCGUGGCUUCACCAAGAACAUGAAGCUGGAGGCGGUGAACCCCAGGAACCCUGCAGAGAUUUGUGUUGCUUCCAUCACCUCAGUGAAAGGACGGUUGAUGUGGCUGCACCUGGAAGGUUCACAGAUGCCCUCUCCUGAGUACAUUGUUGAUGUGGAGUCUAUGGACAUUUUCCCUGUUGGCUGGUGUGAAGCAAAUGCUUAUAACCUCACCCCACCACACAAAGCUGUUUUGCGCAGGAAGAGGAGAAUUGCAGUUGUGCAACCAGAAAAACAGUUACCAUCCGCAGUGCCUGUUGAGAAAAUACCUCACGACCUCUGCCCAGUUCCUCAGCUAGACACAACAGGCACCAUCAAUGGGAGAUACUGCUGCCCCCAGCUCUACAUCAACCACCGCUGCUUCUCAGGUCCAUAUUUAAACAAAGGCAGGAUCGCAGAGCUACCUCAGUCUGUGGGGCCUGGCAAGUGUGUGCUGGUCCUCAAGGAGGUUCUCAGCAUGGUAAUCAAUGCAGCUUACAAGCCAGGGAGUGUUUUACGAGAACUGCAGCUUGUGGAAGACCCUCAGUGGAAUUUCCAGGAGGAAACACUUAAAGCAAAGUACAGAGGGAAGACGUACAGGGCGACCGUGAAGAUCGUGCGGACGUCGGACCAGGUGGCGGAUUUCUGCAGGAGGGUCUGUGCCAAGCUCGAGUGCUGCCCCAACCUCUUCAGCCCUGUGCUGGUGGCUGAAGUCUGCCCUGAGAACUGCUCCAUCCACACCAAAACCAAGUAUACUUAUUAUUAUGGGAAGAGGAAAAAAAUCAUUAAACCACCAAUUGGGGAAAAUAACAACAUGAAAAGUGGCCAUGUCAAGCCAGCCAGACGCAGAAAGAGGCGGAAAUCUAUCUUUGUGCAGAAGAAAAGGAGAUCAUCAGCUGUGGAUUCAAAUGCUGCAGGCUCUGCAGAGGAGAGCGAGGAUGACGAGCCGGACGCGAUGGAGGACGAGACGGGGAGCGAGGAGACGAGCUCGGAGCUGCGCGAUGACCAGACGGACACGUCCUCGGCCGAGGUGCCCUCCGCCAGGCCCCGGCGAGCAGUCACCCUGCGGAGCAGCGCCGAGCUGGACAGGCCUCCUCCCACGGAGAGAGCCCGGAGGAGCCGCAGACCCCAGCCCCACUCCUACAGCGAGGCAGAGAAGGGCACACCAGCCAAGGAAGAAAUUAAGCAGGAAGAGGAAGAGAAGCUCAUCCUGGACAGUAACCCAUUGGAGUGGACUGUGACUGAUGUUGUGAGGUUUAUUAAACUCACCGACUGUGCCCCCCUUGCCAAAAUAUUUCAGGAGCAGGACAUCGAUGGCCAGGCCCUCCUGCUGCUGACACUGCCCACAGUGCAGGAGUGCAUGGAGCUGAAGCUGGGUCCAGCCAUCAAACUGUGCCACCAGAUUGAGCGAGUAAAAGUCGCUUUCUAUGCACAAUACGCCAACUGACUGCACUUCUCCAUUCCUUCCUGUCCCCCUCCUUGUUCCCUGUCUUUUUUACCAUUUCAGCUUGUUCAAGGGGUUUUCUGCCCCCAGAUCCUUUUUCUUUACCAAGAACAAGUGGAAUUGGAAGCACUGGGUUACUGUAGGGGGAAGGAAAACAAACACAAAAAGGAACAAGCUACAAAUGGAACUCACUUUUCUGUACUUGUAAAGCACAUGGAAAGACUGCUGGCAUCUCUCCUCGUGAGCCUCUCCAACCCAUUGCCCAGUGGUGCUAGGCCAGCAUGGAUCAGGUGGUUUGUCACCAAACCACACCUAUCAGUGCCAGACACAUUCCCAAGGAGAAGGGUCAGACGUGUCCAGGUGGUCAUAGUUUGUCUAGGACAAUUUCUGGACAUUAACAUUUCUUUUAGACAUCUCUGACACUCCUCUUUCAUAUUGAAAUGUAAGACAUCAUUUGUAGUAUUACCUGGGAUUUAACUUCAAGUUUGAUCUUGGUGAUCAGUGUGCUUUAUUUUUUUUCCUCCUGCCUCUCCGGUUUUACAAAAGGAAAAAGUGUUACACCAGACAUAUAAUGGUUAUUCCUGACUGAAUUUUGAAAGGGGACUCAACCCAUGGUCUCUGUGAUAUCAAAGUUGCAGUGGACUGACAGGGGUGACACAAGACCUGGUGGGGCAGCAGCACAUCCUGAGCCACGCUGGCUCUGCACUAUCAGCUGAAUAUCUCUGUGAUGGGAUCUGUACAAUUCUCCAUUCUUGUACAGGAACAUGAAGGCUUUCAUAGUCAAAAUCUGACUCUUCAGUUCAAGUCAAUAUAAAGACAUGUCUUUGAGCCAUAUGGUGACAGCAGAUUGGGAUCAAGGACUCCUGCUGACCCCUGUUCUCAGAAGAACCUACGGACCAACACCAGGCUCCAGCUGCUGCAUUCUCCUUCAUUGGUUUCUUUCUUAAAUUCUUUGGAGAAGAGGGGGGACCUUCAGAUAUAAAUAAUCUGGAAUACAUCCAGAUCUUGCCCAGAGGGUGUUUUAGGCAAGAAGCAUUGACUCUGCCAUGGAUCACUUGGGAAUUCCUAGCUUGUCUUUCCUGAUUUGUCACUGAGGAAUGGGAUGGGUGCAACUGCUGCAGGCUGGACCUGAUGCUGAGACUUCAUCAGAAA
This is a messenger RNA of Pseudopodoces humilis (Tibetan ground-tit), 3967 nucleotides long. RefSeq names its product Scm like with four mbt domains 2 (gene SFMBT2). Gene Ontology annotation, molecular function: transcription corepressor activity; chromatin binding; histone binding. Lineage: Eukaryota; Metazoa; Chordata; Aves; Passeriformes; Paridae. Gene Ontology annotation, biological process: negative regulation of DNA-templated transcription. Gene Ontology annotation, cellular component: nucleus. The record is from RefSeq and is a predicted model, not a curated record.